AUGAUGACAGAAGACAUGAAGCUCUGGCAUGGCUUAGUGAUCGCAAUCGUGUCCCUUGUCCUACAGGCCUGCCUCAUCGCAGCCAUCAACUACCUGCUCAGCAGAUACAUGGCCAAAGAGAACGAACAGUUACUAAAAAGAGCCUGGCUCCAGGCCCCCAGGCCCAGCCAUGCCCACAGCCACUCACCUGCUGCCCAGGAGAUGAAGGAGACUCAGGCAGAGAGAAGCACCCUUGUGUCUGAGCCCCGUUACAGGAGUGAGAGUGACACCUCCUCAGAGAGCUCCGACGCCUCGAACAGGGCCAGCAGCUCGCUUCCCCCUGGCCAGGCCUACAAGGAUGUGAAUUACACACAAGUCGUCUUUUCAGCUGCAGGAGAUCUAAAGCGUGAAUCUUUCUCGGACUAUGAGAACAUGAAGGAAGGGACAGAUUAUGUCAAUAUCAACCCAAGAAGCCACAAGCACAAUUUCUAGACUUUUGUGAACCCUGCUGUCGCUGAGCCAGUGGAACGCUCUCAAGUGCACAUGUGAAUUUAGGGGGGUGUGUGUUUUUUUUUAAACGGGGUAAAGU
Miniopterus natalensis is the source of this 568-nucleotide messenger RNA. RefSeq names its product regulator of hemoglobinization and erythroid cell expansion (gene RHEX). The record is from RefSeq and is a predicted model, not a curated record. Gene Ontology annotation, cellular component: plasma membrane. NCBI's taxonomy places the organism in Eukaryota, Metazoa, Chordata, Mammalia, Chiroptera, Miniopteridae.